Messenger RNA from Dendronephthya gigantea, 1364 nucleotides. RefSeq names its product 3-methyl-2-oxobutanoate dehydrogenase [lipoamide] kinase, mitochondrial-like. The transcript is spliced from 10 exons. Gene Ontology annotation, biological process: protein phosphorylation; regulation of glucose metabolic process. Gene Ontology annotation, molecular function: pyruvate dehydrogenase (acetyl-transferring) kinase activity. Lineage: Eukaryota; Metazoa; Cnidaria; Anthozoa; Malacalcyonacea; Nephtheidae. Gene Ontology annotation, cellular component: mitochondrion. The record is from RefSeq and is a predicted model, not a curated record. The coding region runs from base 42 to 1247 and encodes 401 amino acids.
AGCACCACGAUCAUCAUGGCGAAUGAAAGGGCGCAAAAUAAAUGAAGAGUUUACUACGCUUGGCUCGUCUUGCCGGCGAUCCACGGCGCAGAGGCAUCUCUUCUGCCGUUAAACUCCAUUCGGAGCGCAGAUACAAAAACCAGGAAUGGUCGUACGUGAAUCAGGCGGCGAUCGAAAACUGUGCUGCCAAGCCAUCUAUCAAGAUGACACCAUAUCAAAUGCUACAUGCUGGAAAAUUUGGAGAUGGUGCACAUUUGAUUAGAAAUGUGCAGUUUCUUCAAAACGAGCUUGUCAUAAGGGUUGCUAGACGCUUGGUCGCUUUUCAUUCACUUCCCUACAUUGUUGCAGUAAAUCCAGACAUCUCUGAAACUUAUGAAUUAUACAUCCGUGCAUUCAACCUUCUUUAUUCAAUACCCAAGAUAAAAGAUUUACAAGCCGAAAAAAAGUACAGCAAAACUGUGAGGUCAUUACUGGAUGAUCAUGGCCAUGUUGUCACAUCCCUGGCUCGUGGUUUUAAAGGCUGCAAACAUCAAGUACGUUAUGGAACAAUUCAUUCCUUCCUGGAUAAAACAUUGAAAUCACGUCUCGGCAUGAGACUAUUGGCUGAACAUCAUAUUGCUCUUCGAGAGGAAAAGAGCAAUUUCGUUGGGUGUAUUGCAACUAAUUUGCAUUUGAAGACUAUGAUUGAAAGAUGUGCGGAUUUUGUCAAGCAGGUGUGUGAACAUCACUAUGGUGUCAGCCCAAACAUAGUCGUCAAUGGCCACACAGAUACAUCCUUUUCAUAUUUCCCCUCGCCACUGGAAUAUAUUUUGCUGGAACUCUUGAAAAAUGCAAUGAGAUCGACUGUUGAGUUUCAUGGUGACAAAUACACCUUUCAAUCGUCCUCCUUGCCAAGGGUAGAAAUUACUAUUUGCAGCAACAAAACAGAUUUCACAAUAAGGAUUUCAGAUCGAGGUGGUGGAAUUUCAGAUGAAAUGAUGGAACAGAUAUUUCACUAUUCCUUCACCACAUUCAAAAAAGAUGCAGCUGGUAGUAGCACAAACGUCCUCUCUGACUAUAACCAUAACGCAAAUCUGUCAGGAACCAUUGGCAGUAUGGCUGGCUUUGGUUUUGGUCUGCCGACCUCACGAGCCUAUGCCGAAUUUCUUGGAGGAGCUGUGAACCUACAGACACUCCAUGGUUAUGGAACUGAUGUUUAUAUUAAACUAAAGCGAAUCGAUGGGGAUCAGGACAGCUUUCGUUUGUAAAAAUUGGGGGUAGAAUGAUAUCUUUAGACUUUGCACUCAGGCCAAAAUCUGAGUGGGAAUAUUUUGAAAUUGAUGUUUCAAAGUAAAACUAAAAUUUAGAUGUUUUCUUCGAUUCAU